This is a messenger RNA of Sphaeramia orbicularis (orbiculate cardinalfish), 5637 nucleotides long. RefSeq names its product NCK-associated protein 5-like (gene nckap5l). The record is from RefSeq and is a predicted model, not a curated record. Lineage: Eukaryota; Metazoa; Chordata; Actinopteri; Kurtiformes; Apogonidae. Gene Ontology annotation, cellular component: microtubule plus-end. Gene Ontology annotation, biological process: microtubule bundle formation; microtubule depolymerization. The transcript has 13 exons. The coding region runs from base 490 to 4668 and encodes 1392 amino acids.
GUGGGGGCUGGUCCACAGCUGUUGUAGUAGGCAGGGUCUAGUGGGGUAGGAAGCCUGCCUCACUCGCCCUGGAACAAUGGGAGACAUGGCAGCCUCUGCAGACAGCACAGACACACACACAACGCACAUGCCCAAGGACAGGCCUUUUCUAGCCAUAGCAUAGAGGAAACCGGCUUCCUUGCCGUGCUCAGAGGGUGACGGCACUUUUUACAGGGGGGAAACAUAAUCUCCUCUGCAGCCGGAAAACAGAAAUGUAAGGUUGUGGCCUCUCAGUCCCUCUGUCUCUAUCAUUUUUUUUUUUUUUUUUUUUUUUUUUUUUUUUUUAUGGUGCCUUACAUGUCUUUCUGCUGUGAAGAGAUCUGGGAUAUACUGACUGGAUGACAGAAAAGAAAGUAGGAGCAAGCUCCUUGGUUUUGUUGUUGGGAGACAGAGGUGCCUGACAGGAGACUGACUCCUCUUCAAGGAUCAUAAAGAGAGCUGAACCCACAGAUGAGAACAAUGUCUGAUGAGACAGAACAGAGAAUGUGUGAGGAGGACUUUGGUUCGGAUGAGGAGGGUGAGGAGGCAGAUGUGGAGUCUUACCUGGAGGACAACAGCAGCGAGCUCAUGGACCGACUCAGAGAACUGGAGGCAGAGAAUUCAGCUCUGAUGUUGGCAAAUGAAAGUCAGCGAGAGGCUUAUGAAAGAUGUUUGGAUGAGGUGGCUAACCAUGUGGUCCAAGCUCUGCUCAAUCAAAAGGAUCUGAGAGAGGAGUGCAUAAAGCUGAAGAUGCUGGUGUUUGAUCUGGAGAGACAGAACCGAGCGCUUUGUGAGCUUUUUCAGCAGAAACUGCCCAAUCACCCUACUGCUCACUACCAGGUCCAGGCAGGACCCCUCCCAGACUACAAUGCACAGCUGCACAAUGACUCUGCCAAACAGGUGGAGCCUGCACAGACUGAAGCACAAGCCAAGGGAAAUGGCUACCGCACACAACAUGCCUCUCCAGGCCCCCGUGGUCCGGCCACCUCCAUGGAGGCCCUGUCCCCCUUCUUCAAGAAGAAAGCACACAUCCUGGAGGUUCUUCGUAAGAUGGAGGAGACAGACCCUCUGAAGUUCCACCCCUCCACUACUAGCUUGUCUUUCUGCGACUACAGCCAGGUGCUCAUGUCAACAGAAGCUGUUUUGGCCACGGCAGACCCACUUCCACUCCAGUGCAAAUCCCACCACACACACUGCCACUGCUCCUGCACCGACGCCGACACACACCAGCACGUCAACGGGGAUGGAGCGGUGAAGUGUGAGGGAGGGAACACCUGCUGUUUACACUGCAAGAGAAGCCCAGACAGUCCUCCGAAGCCAUGUAACCAUGUCUGUAGUCCUUCAAAAGCCAACUCAGCCACCCAGAGCCAUGUAGUUCCUGCAGCUGCUAUGAGUGAAUGUCACAGUAAGAGCAGAACAGGCGAGUCUGUUCCCUCUAAACAGUGUCUCAAGAAUGACAACCACCAGCAAACAGCAGGAGCUGCCGCCCAGUCCUCAGUAGCGGGAACUGGCGAUGACAGCCUGGAGGUGGAGCAGGAGCAGGAGGGUCUAAAAGCUAGUGGCUCUGACGAGAUCACUGGUUUUUGUCCCAGUAUGCAAAUCUCCCACUGUGAAACAGAAACGAGUGAUGGCAUCAACACCACUGACCCCUCAGCCGUCCCAGAGACAGACAGCACAGAUCAGGAGACGUCCUCUGUAAGAGCGAGUGCCUCCGUCAGCCCCAGCCCCUCCUGUCUCAGUGAUGUCAAAGCCGCAGCUAUCAAUUCCCCGUCCAAACUGCUUAAGUUCUUGAAGAUCCCCUCCAUCGGGGAGAAGUCUCAGGCUCCGACCUCCUCUGUCCGUCUGAGCCCUCAGCUCACCCGCAACUCCAGAAUCCCCUGCCGCACCAACAACUACGAGGUGUACCACUCCCCCGUCCCCACGCGUAGAGCCACCACCACAGAGAGGUGCAGGCAGCCCCCUCCCCCUCCAUCCAGGUCUGAGUCCUACCCUGCCACACACUCAGCCCCGACCUCCCCACCGCAACCUGAAGACACCUGCUCCCCCGCAGCUAAGGAGAUAAGCUACAGCAGCCUUUCUGUACCUAAGGCGAGUGCUGGGUCCAAGGUGGGAGCCUCGUCCUCUGCAUCCUCCUCCUCACCUAAAGUAUCACAGAGGGUUCCUCAUUAUGAAAAUGUCUGUGAAAUGUCUGCUAGCUCUAGAGAAGAGGAACCAGCUGUGAGUCUUGAGAAAAGAACCACACUGCCCUCUCAAACAAAAGUGAAUGGCGGCGAGAGGAAGCUAGUUAAAUCACUACCAGAAAGUGUCCUGAACCCCACUCCUCAGAGGAAGCAGUCGUCCUCCUCCACAUCAGAGUCCACGUCAGAUGAUGAAGAAGAUUCAGACAGCCCGGUGUGGGUUAACCAUCACAGCCUGCCCAGCUCGUCCGCCCUCAGCAAAGCUCAGAGUAGAACGAACUACUCACGAAGCAGAGAGAAGCAGGAUGUGGAUACAAAGGAGAACACAGCAGAGGUCGCCCAUCCUCCACCUCCACCUCCAACAAGGAGGACUGAGUCCUCAUCCAUCCCCAAAAGGCCUGGUGUGGCAUCAGCCAGAUCCCAGGCUGAUUCCAGUCACCAUGCUUUCAAAGACAGACUAGCUGCUUUAGGAAAACUGAGGAGCUCCGAGGAUUUGCAAGUGAGUCUAAGGCCAGCGGAGGCAGCGAAUACUGACGGGACGUACGGUGAAGACAGGAGUAAGACAGCAGAGAGGUCAGUGGAGCUCCUCAAGGAGGAGCAGAGACAUUCAAAAUACACAGACUCUCUGGACGGUAAACCCAAAGGGAGUGGUCUGAAGUACUCAGGUCCUUCUCAGAUCUAUGAACCAGGAGCAAAAGCUCAGCCUUCAGUGGGUAAACAAGAACUGUGUGUGACUAAGACUGAAGGCUCCAAGAGCAAAAUCGGUCUGCCUUCCCCCAACACAGACGCCCCACAGGUACUACGCAACAACAUCAAGUGUCCGGGUUCCCUGAAUCUAGCUUACAACAUUAAAUCUGGUGUUGGUCCUCACAGUAGCAACAGUCCAAACAAAAUCCCCCCGAAGUCACCGUCCAAACCCUGCCAGGGCCCGUCAGUCCACAGAGGAAGCAAACCCACAGAGGCCCCGCGGUACUCGUCCAAAUCUGAGGAGAGGACCAAGAUCAGUGGGAAAGGGAAGAAGAACCCGAUGUAUGGAGACAGUCUCCCUCCUCCUCCUCCGAGACCCCCGAUGUCCGACAGCCAGGGGGAGAAGGCGCUGCAGCCGGUCCCCAGCCCACAGUCCGCCAUCGAGCAAAAGGUAAUGAAGGGCAUCGAGGAGAACAUGCUGAAGCUCCAGGAGCAGGACAGAGGAGGACAGGGCGGCGAGGUCAAACAGAAAGCCUCCAACGGCAUCGCGAGCUGGUUCGGCCUGAAAAAGAGCAAACUCCCCGCGUUGAGCCGCAAGACUGACGCAACCAAAGCCAAGGACGAGAAGAGAGAGUGGAAGAUCAACAUCCCCUCUGUCGGCAGGGACUCCGUCAAAAUGGCCACCAGGUGUAAAGAAGGUGUGGAGGGGCUGAACAUUUCGACUCUGAUGGAGAAGGCGGAGGGGCUGAGGAGAGCGCUGGAGGAGGAGAGGGCGUAUGUGGAGAGGUCGGGCAGGGGUCACUCCUGUGAGGUGGUGAUGGACCAAGCUCAGGGACAGCUGGCUGUCAUGUACAGGGGAGGACGCUCGGACAACUUCAUGCAACAGCUGCUAAACAGAGUGGAUGGUAAGGACAUGAUCAGCCUGCCCCAACGCCGGCUCUCGUUUGACUGUAAAACCUCUAAGCCAGUGUUUCAGCAGAGCGACGUCAUUAGUCACACCACCAGUCGAGAUGAUAUGGAGAAGGGAUCAGAUAGAAUCGGAAACAUCACUUCAGAUGAAAACCUCGCGGAUUCAGUUCACUCUCAACACUUUGCAGGUUCUGGUGCUUCCACUUACACUCUGGACAGUGGUAUCGGUACUUUCCCCCUGCCAGACUGCAGCAGUGGUGCAGCAGGUCGGAGUCUGUCCAAGACCAGGGCCGGGGCCGAGCACCACUCGAGUUCCCCGGGAAGGGCCGGUCGACGAGCCCGAACCCUGGACCGAGAGCUGCCUUCACAGGACGAGUGUUACACACCGCACAAACAGCUGAUUCCUACCAUUCAGUACGGCUCCAUGUUGGAAGGAAGGAGUUCAGGAGGCGUCAUCCGCGAAGAUAAAGACGGACAUGGUGCAAACAUGUUUUCCCCUCGCACCAAAACCUGGACCUUCCCCAACCUGAAAACCCCAUCAGGGCCAGCGGAGGUGUACCUGGCAGUGGAGGAGGAAGAGGAGGAGCCGGUACCAUUUGGAUCACCGUUCAGAGGGAGCAUGAAGGCCGGUGGUCCUUCUUCCAGCCGGGUGGUGGACCCAGGCAGCCUGCCCGUCCCUGCCCAGGCGGGGAUGAGCCGCAGGGGGAAGACUCGAGUUCCCAGCGUCCCCGAGAUGAGCCGCGAGGCUGGGUUGGAGCUGCUGAGGGAGCGGCCAGAGGAGGCGCUGUCCCCGAGUCGCCCUCAAGUCCUUGAGACCCCCGAGUCGCUCAGUGACUCUCUGUAUGACAGUCUGUCGUCCUGCGGCAGCCAAGGAUGAUCAGAGCGGAGAGGAAAACCCUGAUCUGGUCCACUAGACUUUGACGACACAAUAAAACCCAGCCAAACACAUCUCCUGUUGGCUGGUUGUACUGUGAUGCUGCUGACCUUUGACCUUUUGAGGAAAACAAACUGUGCUCUGUUGAUGUCCGUGAGAAUCUGACCCGGUAACGACGCCGUCUCAUCGUCUGUUUCUCUGUUGCAACUGGAAAGAUGGAUUGAUGGACUUCUCCUCAGGAUUCCCAAUAAACAUGAAGCCAAAAGCCACCCAAAAAUGUAGGUUAUUCACUUUCACUUUUUCACAGACUGACUGUGGACACGUCUCUUUAAUUCAUGUAUACAGGACUACAAAACGCAUGGCACAAACGUCACUCCCGGUGGUUGUUCAACUGAAAUUUGCCUUCUGCCUGUGUUUUCUUUUUCUCAUCCCGGUUGACGAAUCUUUAUGUGCAUCAGAUCAAGGAAGCAGUGAAAUGCUGUCCAGUUCAGUACCUGACUGUACUCUAUCAGUACAUCCGUUCUGUUAUUUCACCACAUAAUGUAUUGAAAAAAAAAAAACAUGGAGCUUCUAAAAGAUGAAUGUUCAUGUCUGUGACUCUUAAUUGCUAAAUCCAUGCAUCACGAUUUUAAAUGUAUAAACGAUUUUAUUGAUCAUGUUGAUAUUGGUUUGCGACCAAGGAAGGUUGUCAGAAUAUGUCUGUUUUAAAUCAUAAUACAUUUAAAGGUAAUAUAUACCAGCAAUAAUAACAUAGAUAAGAGAAAUGGCUACACUAUUCAAUGAAUAUGUAUUUCUAUUAUUUAUUUAUUUUCUUUUUUGUAAUCUUUCUGUGAAAAUUGCAGUCUCCUCGCUUAGUAGAUUAUGUUCAUAUCUUGUAUUUCAACAUCUCUGUUGCUGUUUGUUCCCUAGCCAAUAGAGGUCCUAUGUACCUACUGCCGUUUUUCAACUUUCUAAUUAAAAUGUUUUGAUUUA